Messenger RNA from Paramacrobiotus metropolitanus, 721 nucleotides. Its product is annotated as histidine-rich protein PFHRP-II-like. Lineage: Eukaryota; Metazoa; Tardigrada; Eutardigrada; Parachela; Macrobiotidae. The record is from RefSeq and is a predicted model, not a curated record. Bases 73 to 552 code for a protein of 159 amino acids. The transcript has a single exon.
CAGCCCAGAUCGUGUCGCGUACGGACUACUAGAAAACUAUUCGAUAUUCUUCUGUAUCGAACCGCGGUCAGAAUGCGUCUCUUCCUCGCUGUUUUCUGCCUGACUAUCAGCGCUGUUCUGGCCCAACACGACACCGGUCACGGCGCGCCGGCCCCCGCCCACGGCGCCACCACCAAGCCGUCCGCCCGCGGCGGCACUACCGCCAAGAAGGGCGCAGCCAGCGCUGGCGGCCAUGAUGCCCACGCCGCACCCGCUUCCGGCCACGGAGCGGCCGCCGACACCCAUGGAACCGAUUCGCAUUCCAGCUCCAGCCACGCUGCUGAUUCGCAUUCGUCCAGCGCCGGUCACGGAGCCGAUUCCCAUGGAGCUGACGCCCAUGGAUCAGCCAGCAGUAAAGACUCGCAUGCUCCGGCUUCUAGCGGUCACGGGACACCCGCGGCUUCAGGAGGUCACGGAGCGCCGGCGGCCUCUGGAGGACACGGAGCCUCAUCGGCGGCAACAGCGCGCCGAGGAGCCGCAGCGGCUAAACCGACGCCGGCGGCUCAUCAUUAAGUUGCCUGAUGGUGACCUCGCGCCGGUUGGUUCUGCUACCGGCUGCAUGUAUACCAUAUACAAUUUUUCUGACAUUAUUUUGCGUGCGGCAUAUUUUUGGCGGGUAAAAUGACAACAGAAAUUUACACUAAAUGCUAGAUGGCUUCGAAUAAAGGUUUGAGCGCUUGUG